This is a messenger RNA of Bactrocera oleae (olive fruit fly), 1279 nucleotides long. RefSeq names its product ankyrin repeat domain-containing protein 49 (gene Ankrd49). Gene Ontology annotation, molecular function: protein binding. The record is from RefSeq and is a predicted model, not a curated record. NCBI's taxonomy places the organism in Eukaryota, Metazoa, Arthropoda, Insecta, Diptera, Tephritidae.
AUCGAGAAGUCCGUUGUGCUUAUGUUUUUAUUUGUUAUGAAAAUAUGUGAACGCAAAUAAUUUCAGUCAAUGACAGGGCGUGUUAAAAAUUUAUUAUACAGUCGUACACAUUUUUCGGAAGAAUCGGAACUAAAAUUAUUUGACGUUUUUAAAUUCUAGUUUUUUUAUUGUAUUUAAUUAUUGUUUUUAUUAGGGAGUUAUUAGUGCUACAUAAAUUAAGUGUGUUAUUGAUCACGAAUGUAACAGUUUAUAUGGUUCACCCUGUGAUACAUAUCGAGUUUGUUAUCGCAGAAUAUUGACGUUUGAUGAAUUUUAUUUGUUUACAAAUAUAUGUUCUAGAUUAGCCUCCAAAACACUAUAAAGUUCAAUAAGCUAAGUAUAUACUAAAAAAUAAACUUUUACCGGUAUAUAUAGUAAAACUUUGUAGUUCUGAAAAAUGGGCGAUUUUGAUUCUGAUGAAGAACAAUCUCAACUUGAGAAAUUGCGUUACGCUAAAAUACCGCGAGGUAUGUUUGUUAGUGGCUGGGAUGAUGAUGCGGAUAACCUAAUUGAGGAAGAUAAAAAUCCACAAUCCAGUAUAGAGCAAAUGAUUCUGUGGGCAGUAAAUGAAAAUAAAAUAAAUGAGGUCCGCAAUGUAUUGAAAUUGGAUAAAGAGAUCGUUUCUACAGUAGACGAUGACGGUUAUACUCCAUUACAUCGUGCGUGUUAUAAUAAUUUUAUUGACAUAGCCAAGCUGUUACUGGAAUACAAAGCUGAUCCUAAUGCGCGAACAAAUAUGGGUUGGACACCAUUACAUUCAGCCUGUAAGUGGAGUAAUGCAGAAUGUGCUGAACUGCUGCUGCAACAUGGAUCCGAUGUAAAUGCGAAAUCUGAUGGGGAUCAAACACCUUUACAUGUAACCGCAACUGUUUCUAACUGUCGCAAUACUUCUACUGUGUUGUUUAUGAAUGAAAAUAUAAAUUCAAGAGCUUUAAAUAAUUCUGAGGAAACUGCUGAAGACAUUGCACGGCGAACUGGUUUAACAUAUCCAAUAUUUGAGAUGGGUCACCCGGCUUAUGAAGUUGAAACUGGUAUAAUAGAUUAAAAAUUCGUUUUGACUAGCAGAAGUAAGCAUUAAAAUUUGUGUUUUUAUUAGUUUAUGGUAUAUAUAUAGUAUAUUAUAAUUUUUUAUUUGAAUGAGAUGAGAAACGAUCUUUUCGAAACAUUUUUUUAAUAUUAUAUGUAAAAAUUAUUAGCAUACGAAAAUACUAUUAAAUAAACGAUCAAUUAAGAGUUUUAA